This is a messenger RNA of Haemonchus placei, 636 nucleotides long. The record is from the annotation of a GenBank genome assembly. NCBI's taxonomy places the organism in Eukaryota, Metazoa, Nematoda, Chromadorea, Rhabditida, Trichostrongylidae.
AUGGCAGAUGACGAGCAAGAAACGUAUAAACUUUGGCGAGUGAGGAAGACCAUAAUGCAGAUGUGUCACGAUCGCGGAUACUUAGUGACCCAAGAAGAAUUGGAUCAAACACUAGAGGAGUUCAAAGAGAUGUUUGGCGAUCGUCCGAGUGAAAGGAAACCGGCUCGCAGUGAUCUCACCAUUCUUGUUGCUCAUAACGAUGAUCCAACAGAUCAGAUGUUUGUUUUCUUCCCAGAAGACACAAAAAUAGGAAUAAAAACGAUUAAAGCCAUUUGCCAGCAGAUGCAGGAACAAACAAUUACUAGAGCAAUUAUAGUGGUUCAAACUGGAAUGACUCCGAGCGCAAAGCAGGCUAUAGCUGAUAUGGCUCCAAAGUAUAUCCUGGAGCAUUUUCUGGAAUCUGAAUUAAUGGUAAAUAUUACGGAGCAUGAACUUGUCCCAGAACAUGUUGUCAUGACUAGUGACGAAAAAGCUGAACUACUAGCAAGAUACAAAUUGAAAGAUACUCAAUUGCCUCGUAUUCAACUCUCGGAUCCAGUUGCUCGAUAUUUUGGACUCAAACGUGGUCAAGUCGUUAAAAUCGUACGUCCAUCAGAAACCGCUGGUCGCUACAUCACUUAUCGAUUGGUUGUAUAA